Mytilus californianus (California mussel) is the source of this 3192-nucleotide messenger RNA. RefSeq lists its product as uncharacterized. The transcript has 15 exons. Bases 1 to 3192 code for a protein of 1063 amino acids. The record is from RefSeq and is a predicted model, not a curated record. Lineage: Eukaryota; Metazoa; Mollusca; Bivalvia; Mytilida; Mytilidae.
AUGAUAGAUGUGAUAUCUCAGAUGAGAUCCAAUGUAUCACAACAAAUUCUUGUAGACUAUGUUUUAGAGAGAAACAACAGUAUAGAAGAAGUUAGGAGAUGUCUGAUUCACUGUAUAGCAACAAAACAACCAAUACGUGUAAUGGAGUUUAUAGAGAUAGUAAAACCAAGAGAAAGACGUUCCAUAGGUAGAAAGUACCAUGAUAGAGACAACCAUGUAGCUCUGAAGAGGUCACUGAUACAUGUUCUGGGGAACGCUGGCCAUCCUAGAUCUCUCCAGCAUAUCACAUCUUAUAUGGAGCUGAAUAAAGCAAACCCUGAGUUAAGGAGGGCAGCUACCCAGGCAUUGAGACAAUUUACCUGUAAUGAGAGUGCUGCACAUCUAUUAAGAUCUACAUUGUUUGACUCUGAAGAUGUUGUCAGACAUAGCGCCUAUGAGAUUUAUAUGGAACACCCUGAAAGUAAACAGCUGACCAAAGAGCAAGAAGAUGCUGUAUUGGCACAACACUAUACUUACCCAGUUGUUACAAGGGUAAGACGAGGAACUAUAGCAGACAUUCUGAAGGCAUUAAGUUUCCAUCUUGGCAUGCCAAAGUUUGACUGGAGUAAGACAGUUGGCAGUAAGAAGUUGGGAGCAUCCUUUGGAUUUAGACAGGAAAAUUUUGUAGACUUACAUCUAGAGCCAUUCAAAGGGAAGUUUGAACUGAAAGUAGAUAACCUGGCUUUUGCUGAAGUAAAUGUUGGUCUCAUUGGGAAGAAGUUUGACAUCUUUAGAGUGUCCCUUUGUUACAAGAAAAAAGUGGAAUACGAUCUUAAUGUGCUUAAGGACUUUGGUUUUGAUGAUAUUCAGAAUGUAGCCACACUAUUUGACAGACUUUACAACAUGAUUAUAGAUCCAGUCGUAGAAGCUGCAAAAACCAUAAAAGAACUUAUUGAGAUGGUGACAGAAAUGACAUUUGUUCAACUUGUCAAGGAAAUCAUACAAAUAUUCAAAAACCUCCCAGAUAUAAUUCACAAAAUAGUUGAGUCGGUAGUCACUGCAUAUCAAAAACUGAUUGAUUAUGAUGGAUAUCCUUUAAUAGACAGAUUCAAGAAAGUGGUUAACAGAGUCACGACCUUUAUCAACGAUAUCAAAUCUGAUGUGUUAGGAUUUUAUCAUAGUAUAGCAGAUGCAAUGACAGUAACUCUACCAUUUGUGGCCCAUGAGAUGGGAGAAGGAUUUAUUUUAAUCAAAGAUAGCUGGAAAUUCUGGGAAAAUCCUGUGCAAUCAUUUAAUGGCAUUGAAAUGGCACUUCUCAAAUUUAAAUUAGCAGUUGCAACCUUCAUUGAAGCCAAGAACAGAAUAAUGGAUACCUGUUUUUUUGCUAAAGGACAAACUCCAUACUGGUUCCAUCCUGUGGUAGAAAUUAAAGGUAUCUUGGAUGACCUGAAGGAUAUCUAUAACAUGACUAAAGAGGAAAUUCACAAUAUAUACCAUAAUCCAACAGCCAGUUCUAGUCUGUCACCAGAUAUGAUUACAGAUGGGUUUAACGUUAAUGGAUCCAAGAGGUUCAUUCAAGAGACUAUCAAAGGAGUUGUAGAAGAAGUCAACUCAACAUUAUCUGGUGUAAUCAACUUAGCUAAACCAUUCUGGGAAAAGAUCUCUCAUCUCAUGGACAUGUUCAAGAAAAUUAAACAUGCUUAUACAUUUCUACGGGAUGCAUAUCAAAAAGGAAAGUAUUACAUGCAGAAACUAUUUGGGUCAAAGUUUCAUCGUAAUUUCCCCAAAAUUCCUGCAUCCUGCGGGGCAAAGUGUGGAUGUGGAAAAUAUCCCAGAGAUAACAAAGGAAGAAAAGGUGUAGAUCUGGCAUUUAAACCAGCUUAUCAGAACGUAGUAAAUCCAUUCCAUGGUAUUGUCCAUAGAAUAAGUGACUCGGAAGUAUUAGUACGUCCAUCAAGAGCAGAUCUGGCUAUGUAUGAAGUAGUGGUCAGUGGCUUUGAACUGGACAUGGUUAUUGAUGAAGGUAAAAGAGGGACAUUCAUAAAGGCUGGCAAAAGGAUUGGAGUAUCUACAAAAUUGUCUGAAUGUGACACUAACUUUUUGUUUGUAUCAAUGAGGAAAAGACCAAACAAUACCGAAUCUAUAUCAGCUGAUAGUUAUUCUUAUAUUGAUCCAGCUCCUUAUCUGAAGAAGAGAUUCCCACGGCCUCGUCACAAGUCAACGUGUAAUGGUUUCUCCUAUUAUUACAUCGGUAUGAAUGCAGAGGAUGGAACAAUGACUAAAGAUCCUAAAGAUAAGAAGGAAAAGAUCAAACGUCCAACUAAGGGAAGUAAAUCAAAGACACCCUUUGGUAAACGUGGCAGCAGUGGUCAAGGAAGUAAAUCUAAGCCACCUGUUGGUCAACGUGGCAAAAAUCGUCAGGGAAGGUCUGUUGAAAACCAACAAGAGCAUCCAACAUGGAUGCAAACUUUCAAGGAGAAGUUUCACAAUAUAACUGGAAAGUUUGAUAAAUACAAGAAUAUAUUGUCUAAAGUAAAAGUGAAGUCAUUUCUGCCAAAAUUUCAUAUAGAUGACAAGCCCCUGACAGAAAUCAAGCACCUGUUAGCUGGCUCUCCAUUGAUACAACAGUUAGAUGACAUUGUUAAAGAAGUAGCACACAAUCUCAGAACAGAACCAUUAAUGUAUCCUGAUGGGAUGCCAUUACAACAGAUCAGACGUAAACUGAAGAAAGCUCAUACUACAAUAACAGGAGAUAGACUUACUAUGAUUGACAAGUUACUGGAAAUGGCUGUUGAUGAAUGUGAACCUUUUGAACAUGCCAUAAUAGCAGGUUACGGCCAUUACUGUGAAGCCCAUGAAGAUUGCCAUGGUAUUAUGUGUGGAAUGGUCUUCAGGGAUGGAUUUAAGAGGACUUUGGUCAAGGUGGAUGUAAGACUAGACAGCUGUUCUAAUCAGCUUCACAUCACAAUAAAGGAUCAAAUGAAAAACUUUUCACUAACUUCUCAGAAACAUAUCAUGGUUGUUGAUUUACCUAAGACAGAUAACACAGAGUUAGUAUUUGAUAUCAGUAUUGAGACAUCACAGGACAGAGUAAAUGUUACAUUAUCUGGAGCAGUGUGUUCAACAACUCAUUACUCAUGCUUUGAAGAUGUAGAACUCCUGAGAGAUUUAUCUAUUGAUACUAAUAAUACUGUGUGUUACAACAGUAAGUAA